Messenger RNA from Poeciliopsis prolifica (blackstripe livebearer), 1710 nucleotides. RefSeq names its product alpha-1,3-galactosyltransferase 2-like. Gene Ontology annotation, biological process: carbohydrate metabolic process. Gene Ontology annotation, molecular function: hexosyltransferase activity. Gene Ontology annotation, cellular component: vesicle; Golgi apparatus; membrane. The coding region runs from base 225 to 1235 and encodes 336 amino acids. The transcript is spliced from 7 exons. NCBI's taxonomy places the organism in Eukaryota, Metazoa, Chordata, Actinopteri, Cyprinodontiformes, Poeciliidae. The record is from RefSeq and is a predicted model, not a curated record.
CCUCCCUGCCCAACAACAAAACAAAGUCAAAUGACUUUCUGACAGCCUGCAGGGUGUUGGUCAUUAUCUGAUGCUUUCAGACAACCUUGUGCAAACACAUACGGUGGAGCCAUAUGCGCCGCGGGGUUUAACACAAAAGACACCUCCAGUAUUUUGGUGCCAUAAUCCACGGUUGCCAUCACCUUCAGCCUUUUUCCUUUGGUGAAGUCAGCAAACAACCAACAAUGGGCCUUGAGAGGUCAAAGACAAUUUUGAAAUUCCUGUUUUUUUUCUCGAUUGCAACGUCCAUCAUGUUCUUUGCACCUACAUCAGUUCGAUUCUUGAUUGGAUUCAUUCCGAUGGACAAAUGCACUUUGGAAAGAGCAGAAAUGUUGACUUCAGGUAACAGUGCAGACGCAAGCCUCGAUCUUUGGUCUCGGAAUGAUGUGCAAACAUGCACUUCCUGGAAGGCUCCCAUCAUCUGGGAGGGAAUGUUUAAUCCCAGUCACUACGACCAGAUACACAGAAACGAAGGAUCUUCUGUCGCCUUGACUGUGUUUGCAGUCGGCAGGUACCUGGAUGCCUACCUGGAGGCUUUCCUGACCUCAUCAGAGCAACACUUCAUGUCGGGUUUGCCCGUGUCGUACUACGUGUUUACGGACACGCCUGAGAAAGUGCCAAACAUCAAGCUUGCCCCCAACCGGCGCCUGACAGUAGUCAAAGUGGAGAGACAGGCGCGGUGGCAGGACAUCUCCAUGAUGAGGAUGAAGGCGAUAUCAGACGUCAUCGAGUCGGAUAUCCGCCACCACGCCACGCACGUCUUCUGCUUUGACGUCGAUCAAGUGUUCACUGGCAGAUUUGGCCCCGAAGCUCUGGGAGACUCAGUGGCUCUGCUUCACGCCCACUACUAUCACCUCCCCAAGAGGCUGCUCACCUACGACCGCAACCCAAAAUCCAAGGCGUUCAUGAAAACUGGGGACUUCUACUACCACGCUGCCGUCUUCGGAGGCUCCUGGAGGAGCGUGAAGGCGCUGACGGAGGCCUGCGACCGCAGCAUCAAGGCGGACAAAGAGAACGGAGUGGAGGCCUUGUGGCACGACGAGAGUCAUUUGAACAAGUACUUCUGGCUUCACAAGCCCAGCAGGAUUCUCUCUCCAGAGUUCUGCUGGGACACCAGGAUCGGCUACAGGAGAGACAUUGAGGUGUAUCGGCUGCUGUGGGCACCCAAAGACUACGCUAACCUCAGGACGUCAUAGAUGACUCUGAUUCAUUUCACUUUCAAACUCAGAAAUAUUAAAUAGUAAAUCUCACUGAGAUCAAAGACCUCUACUGACAUUCGCAGUUUUUUUUUCCUCAUCUGUUAGACUGAAAUUGUUUCUGCUUUUACUACAAUUUUUUUAGUUUGCAAGAUUAGGGAUUAAAAAUUUUUUUAGUAAAACUCUUGAUAGGUUAUGGAGGAUCAUGUGACAAUGGAUUUUUUAAAAACUAUUCAAUUUCAUGGAAUAUUUAAUGUUUUAUUAUUGUGAUUAUUUGUUGGAAGUUAAAUUGUUUUGUACUGCAGCUCAACUCAGGUAGCUGAACUUUUGCACUGAAACCUCAAAACAUGUACUGAAGUCAGCAUCACACUUUUGUCUUUAUGGAACUUUUGAACUUUAUCAAUUUUCUGUCUAAGAUUAAAUUACAUGAAUUCAAAUAUAAUAUUUGCAGUGAAUAAAAUAUGGCACAAUUUUA